GCAGAAGAGGAGUUUGGAGGGUAUGAUGGGUGCAGCAUUGUGAUAUUUGCAGAACAGGAGGGCGGAGUGUAUGAUUGGGACAGUCAGGGGCGGACUGACAACUCAUGGGCCCCCCGGGCAAUAGGGGAUCAUGGAGCCCCUGUGUCCUUGCCCAAACUCAUAAAAGCCUAUGAAAAAGGUACCAGGGGCAUCUCAUGGGGCCCCCUACUGACCCCGGGCCCUCGGGCAGUGCCUGAGUUUCCAAAUGGUCAGUCCGCCCCUGCAUACUACUGUAGC
Staurois parvus is the source of this 276-nucleotide messenger RNA. NCBI's taxonomy places the organism in Eukaryota, Metazoa, Chordata, Amphibia, Anura, Ranidae. The record is from the annotation of a GenBank genome assembly.